Molecule: messenger RNA, 996 nt
Organism: Coffea eugenioides
Lineage: Eukaryota; Viridiplantae; Streptophyta; Magnoliopsida; Gentianales; Rubiaceae
Product: protein phosphatase inhibitor 2-like
Exons: 5
Coding region: 181-720 (179 amino acids)
Biological process (GO): regulation of signal transduction
Molecular function (GO): protein phosphatase inhibitor activity
Source: RefSeq, a predicted model, not a curated record
CAAGGGAACAGCUACCAUUCCUUCAUCUUUUCAAAGAACUUCUAAUUUGGAGGAAAUUUUACUUGUUUGAGCCAAAAAAGCUUAUUACCAGAUUUGUUUUGCUGUUCACUGCUAGCUGUUUGACGGUCAACUGUUGAACCCGUGCUGGGAUUUGUACAAGAUUUCCUUUUGACUGCGGAAAUGAGGGGACGUGUGAGAUGGGAUGAAGCCAAUCUUGGGGAGAUUGAAGCAAAUAAGCCUGUAAGACAGAAGAUUACAGAACCAAAGACGCCAUAUCAUCCUAUGAUUGAUGAUGAUGGAUCAUUGUCUCCUAUACGAGGAGGUAGCUUUGAUGAUGGGUUGGCUGCUGAUCCAGUGAAUGCAGAAGCAAUAUGUUUUGCAUUGAAUGACAUGGCUUCUUCCAGUAAAACUACUUCAAGACGCUCAGGCUGGACAUCAUCUGAGGAUGAAGCAGAUGCCAUGGAUCAAGAUGAAGAUUCUGAUUCAGAAAGAAGCAGGACCUUUCGGGAGCACAGACGGGCUCAUUAUGACGAGUUCCGCAAAGUGAAGGAAUUGCGAAGAAAGGGCUCUUUGCUUGAAGAUGCAUCUGAAGAUGAGGAUGAAAAUGGUGAGAGAAAGGGUAAGAAUGACCCAUCAGCCUUGGCUGAUGGAGUCAAAGACAUAGAGAUAGAAGGGGACAAUGAUGCCACUGGACCAUCAAAGCCUGCCAAUGGAACUUAGUUGAUGUUACAAACAUUUACAAACAUUUACAGGAAAUGUUUAUUUCUUUUUUUCAUUGAGGUGGUUUUGUUGCAAUUCUCGGAUCUGCUUUGAUCUGGAACGUGUGCUUUCUUCCUUUGAGAUGUAUAUAAGCAUUUUUAAUAUGUAGGAUCUUUUGACAGACUUCCUCUGGUGAAUGAGGGAAUAAUCUUGUAACAGUUGCUGAAAACAUGAUGCUUGGUGAGCACAAUGUUUCAGGUCAAAAUGUUCCUAGCGCUUUGAGUUCAGUUAAGCUUG